Gossypium raimondii (Peruvian cotton) is the source of this 1225-nucleotide messenger RNA. RefSeq names its product peroxisomal (S)-2-hydroxyacid oxidase GLO4. The record is from RefSeq and is a predicted model, not a curated record. Lineage: Eukaryota; Viridiplantae; Streptophyta; Magnoliopsida; Malvales; Malvaceae. Gene Ontology annotation, molecular function: oxidoreductase activity; FMN binding.
AUGGAAGGUGCACCAGUUAAUGUUAAUGAGUUCCAAGAAUUACCUAGGAAAGCCCUUCCCAAAAUGUACUAUGACUAUUAUAGUGGUGGAGCUGAGGAUGAGUACACACUAAAACAGAAUGUGGAAGCAUUUCAAGGAAUUACGAUCCGGCCAAGAAUACUUGUUGAUGUCAGCAAAAUCAAUUUGUCAACAACUGUUCUCGGCUAUAAAAUCUCAAGACCCAUUUUGGUUGCUCCAAGUGCUAAGCAUAAGUGGGCACCACGAAGUGAGGUUGCCAUGACCAGAGCAAUUCUUGCAUGUGAUACAAUAAUGAUUUUAUCCUACAGGUCUACCUUUACUAUUGAGGAGGUUGAUUUGAGCUGCAAUGCUGUUCGGUUCUUCCAAUGUUAUGAAUACAAGAGGCGAGAUAUAUAUGCUAAUUUAGUGCAGAGAGCUGAAAGAUGUGGAUACAAGGCCAUUUUCCUAAUGAUUGAUAGCCCUAGGCUUGGUCGAAAGGAGAAAGACAUAAAGAACAAAAUGGUUAACCCUCAAUUGAAGAACUUUGAAGGUCUUAUAUCGACUCAAGAUGACGGUUCAAACAUUGAAGCAUUUGAUGCCAACACUGCAUUUGAUGCCUCUUUUUCUUGGAAGGAUAUAGGAUGGUUAAGAUCUAUUACAAACUUGCCAGUUCUACUCAAGGGAGUACUUACUCCUGAUGCAAUAAAGGCCGUUGAAGUAGGGGUUGAUGGGAUUGUUGUCUCAAAUCAUGGAGCUCGCCAGCUAGAUUAUGCUCCACCCACUAUUUCUAUUCUAGAAGAGGUGGUUGGUGCAGUUAAGGGAAAGGUUCCUGUUUUAUUUGAUGGAGGAAUAAGACGAGGAACAGAUGUUUUCAAGGCGUUAGCCCUUGGUGCGCAAGCUGUCCUUAUUGGAAGGCUAGCAGUUUACGGACUUGCAGCAAAGGGAGAAUACGGGGUGAAAAGGGUUAUUGAAAUGCUUAGGGAUGAACUUGAGCUCACCAUGGCCCUCUCUGGAUGCCCUACUCUCAACCAUAUUUCCAGAAAACAUGUCAGAACUAAGCAUAAGAGACCCCGCUCCAUGCUUUAAAAUACUACUUCAAUAUUGUUGAAUCGUAUUCAUAAAUGUAUUCAGAUCAUUCCUGAAUCUGUCAUCAUUUAGUUAAACAAACUCAUAAAUCAGCUCCUAUUAAUGGUUGUACUACUUUUCAUUUGAGGCAAUAGAGGAAACU